AUGGCACCACCCAAGAAAGAGAUGAGUGCCCCGUCGCGCGCCGCGGUCUUGCAGGAGAUCGAAGACAUGGACGGAAUCCUUGGCGGUGGACCCUUCCCUACCUUUCGAGGCAGGGCGACGAGCAACCCCCGCCCCGACGCCCAAGCCCAAGGCCAAGCUCGAGGCCCUGAGCGGCAGUUGGCGACUCCGGCCCUGGCGAUUCGCCAGAGAAGCCGGACCCCCAGCCGGCCGCAAAGGCCUCAUGGCCUGGAGUCGGUCCCGCCCAUGCCCGCCAUGCCCCCGGCCUUUCGGCCCCCCAACCCCCCUUUCGCCCAACCGGGCUUCGACAGUGGCCGCCCGAGCAGGUCACGCACCGGGACUGCUGGCUUCCCCCAGCAAGCUCCCCCGAGAGGGUUUGUCCUGCCGCCUGCGAGGCAACCUCCCAGAGAUGUUCGGUCGCCCUCUGGCGGCCAACAUAUGGGCCAGCCGACUUUUUCCCCUCCGGGACCUUCGUCGCCGCCCCUUCCCCCCAUUCCUCCCAAGUCCGCUCAGCGGCAAGUUCAGGACAGCAGGCGCCCGUCGGGAUCGGGUUCGAGGCCCACCAUAUCGUUGAACCAGGCUGUUUCGUCUCGUUCUUCGCCCCCCGCUCCCCCUCCCCAGCCCCAAGUUUCCCGGUCGUCCGAGGGACACCCGGCGAGCUCCUCGAGCCGCCCCCCUGUGCAGACGCCUCCUUUCGAGGAUGACGUUUUUAAGGGUCACUUGAACCCGACCAACCCAUAUGGGUAUAACCAGCCUCCGGGCUUUCACCACAACUGGGAUACACCAGCCAGAGAGCGGUGUGUGGGCAUCAAACCCCAUGGAAGAGCGGGUCACCCUUUCCAGGGCCCCCCAACUGGAUCUCGUCCGAGACCGUCACAGCAGCACCAGCAAACCGAAGUUGGUUUGCCGUCCCAAUUUCUUUCCCCCGGCGCCUCGGCCAGGGCUGGCCAAGCUGGCCACCCUACCGAGCCUGGCUAUUUCGAUCUCUCUUCUCCCCAGCCCCAGGGACUGCAAGCGCAGCCCGGUAACGUGCCCCCGGCGCCCAACCCGGCCGCCACCCCCACACAGUUCGGGUAUCACCCGAUGAUGAGCCCGUACGAGGCUGAAGCUGCCAGCGGCAUGGCCAGGGCUCGGGUUGAGAGCCCCAAGAAGAAGACUCCCGGUACGCCGGGCGGAGACCACUGGGCCUCCGGCCACGAUAUGCUGUCGCCCGUCGAGGCAGCGGUGGCCUGCGCCGACACCAGGCGCACCACCAUUUUUAUGGACAUGGGGGUGCAGUAUGCCGACGAACACGAGGAGGAGAAGGACGACGAGGAGGAUGGCGAGUAA
Molecule: messenger RNA, 1347 nt
Organism: Neurospora tetraspora
Lineage: Eukaryota; Fungi; Ascomycota; Sordariomycetes; Sordariales; Sordariaceae
Exons: 6
Coding region: 1-1347 (448 amino acids)
Source: RefSeq, a predicted model, not a curated record